Arabidopsis arenosa is the source of this 3467-nucleotide messenger RNA. The record is from the annotation of a GenBank genome assembly. NCBI's taxonomy places the organism in Eukaryota, Viridiplantae, Streptophyta, Magnoliopsida, Brassicales, Brassicaceae.
GGAUUGGUUUUUCGCUUCACAAUCCCAACGCACUUCUUCUCUCAUUCUUCUUCCUCAUCUUCAUCUUCUCCGAUGCCACCAAAUAUCUAUAGACUCUCCUUCUUCUCAUCCCUACUCUGUUUCUUCUUCGUCCCCUGUUUCUUCUCUCUCGACGAACAAGGUCAAGCUCUCUUGUCAUGGAAGUCUCAACUGAACAUCUCAGGCGACGCUUUUUCCUCCUGGCACGUCGCCGACACAUCUCCCUGCAAUUGGGUCGGCGUAAAAUGUAACCGUAGAGGUGAAGUUUCGGAGAUACAACUCAAAGGCAUGGACUUGCAAGGUUCUCUGCCGGUGACGAGUCUCCGGAGCCUCAAGUCUCUUACUUCCCUCACUUUAUCUUCACUCAAUCUCACUGGAGUAAUCCCCAAGGAGAUAGGAGACUUUAUUGAGCUUGAAUUACUCGAUUUAUCGGAUAAUUCUCUCUCCGGCGAUAUCCCUGUGGAAAUCUUCAGGCUCAAGAAACUCAAGACUCUGUCUUUGAACACUAACAAUCUCGAAGGUCGGAUUCCGAUGGAGAUUGGGAAUCUUUCGGGUCUCCUAGAGCUUAUGCUUUUCGAUAACAAGCUAUCCGGAGAGAUCCCGAGGAGUAUCGGAGAGCUCAAGAAUCUACAAGUCUUUCGCGCUGGUGGGAACAAGAAUCUAAGAGGUGAGCUUCCUUGGGAGAUAGGUAACUGCGAGAAUCUUGUAAUGCUUGGUCUCGCUGAGACUAGUCUCUCCGGUAGACUUCCGGCGUCGGUAGGAAACUUGAAACGUGUUCAGACAAUAGCAAUUUAUACGUCACUCUUGUCUGGUCCAAUUCCGGAUGAGAUUGGAUACUGUACGGAGCUCCAGAACCUCUACUUGUACCAGAAUUCGAUCUCCGGAUCGAUUCCUAACACCAUUGGAGGUUUAAAGAAGCUGCAAAGUCUACUCUUAUGGCAGAACAAUCUCGUUGGGAAAAUCCCUACAGAGCUCGGGAACUGUCCCGAACUCUGGCUUAUCGAUUUUUCCGAGAAUCUCCUCACCGGGAACAUCCCGAGGAGCUUCGGGAAACUUGAGAAUCUACAAGAGCUUCAGCUGAGUGUAAACCAGAUCUCAGGAACAAUCCCUGAAGAGCUAGUGAAUUGCACGAAGCUUACGCAUUUAGAGAUCGACAAUAACCUUAUUACAGGAGAGAUUCCGUCAUUGAUGAGUAACCUAAGAAGCUUAACGAUGUUCUUCGCGUGGCAGAACAAGUUAACCGGAAGCAUCCCACAAAGUCUCUCCCAGUGUCGUGAGCUUCAAGCCAUCGAUCUCUCCUACAACAGUCUCUCUGGUUCUAUCCCAAAAGAGAUUUUUGGGUUACGAAACCUCACGAAGCUUCUUCUUCUCUCCAAUGAUUUGUCAGGUUUCAUACCGCCGGAUAUUGGAAACUGUACGAAUCUUUACCGGUUGAGACUCAACGGAAACAGAAUCGCCGGAAGUAUCCCGUCGGAAAUCGGGAACCUGAAAAAUCUCAACUUUGUCGAUAUAAGCGAGAACCGUCUCCUCGGGACAAUCCCUCCGGCGAUCUCUGGUUGUGAAAGCCUUGAGUUUCUCGAUCUUCACUCGAAUAGUCUCUCCGGUUCAUUGCUCGGUACACUCCCAAAAAGCUUGAAGUUCAUCGAUUUUUCUGAUAAUUCUCUGUCUGGUCCUCUGCCUCCGGGAAUAGGAUUGUUGACAGAGCUAACGAAGCUCAAUCUCGCCAAGAACCGAUUCUCCGGCGAAAUCCCUAGACAAAUCUCCACUUGUCGGAGUCUACAGCUUCUUAAUCUCGGCGAAAAUGCAUUCUCCGGUGAAAUCCCAGACGAAUUGGGUCGAAUCCCGUCUCUGGCAAUCUCUCUUAAUCUUAGCUGCAAUGGGUUCGUCGGAGAAAUACCGUCGAGAUUCUCCGACUUGAAAAACCUUGGAGUGCUAGACAUCUCUCACAACCAACUCACCGGAAACUUGAUGGUUUUAACGGAUUUGCAAAAUCUCGUCUCUCUCAACGUCUCCUUCAACGAUUUCUCCGGCGAUUUACCAAAUACUCCCUUUUUCCGGAAACUUCCACUCUCUGAUCUCGCCUCAAACAAAGGGCUUUACAUUUCUAAUGCAAUUUCGACCCGAUCCGACCCGAUGACCCGGAACAGUUCCGUCGUUAAAUUGACCAUUUUAAUUCUCGUCGUCAUCACUGCCGUACUCGUGCUCCUGGCGGUUUACACUCUAGUCCGGGCACGAGCCGCCGGAAAACAACUCCUCGGAGAAGAAAUAGAUUCGUGGGAAGUAACCCUUUACCAAAAACUCGAUUUUUCAAUCGACGACAUCGUUAAGAAUCUGACGUCAGCAAACGUGAUCGGAACCGGAAGCUCCGGUGUGGUAUACCGUAUAACGAUUCCCUCCGGCGAGUCUCUGGCGGUGAAGAAAAUGUGGUCGAAGGAAGAGAGUGGUGCGUUUAAUUCCGAGAUCAAAACUUUGGGAUCGAUUCGUCACAGAAACAUUGUUCGUCUUCUUGGUUGGUGCUCUAAUCGGAAUCUGAAACUCCUGUUCUACGACUAUCUCCCUAACGGUAGCCUGAGUUCUCGGCUUCACGGCGCCGGAAAAGGAGGAGGUGUUGAUUGGGAGGCUCGAUACGACGUCGUUCUUGGUGUGGCCCAUGCACUUGCUUAUCUCCACCAUGAUUGUCUCCCCACAAUUAUACAUGGUGACGUUAAAGCUAUGAAUGUCUUAUUGGGUCCUCACUUCGAACCCUACUUAGCUGAUUUCGGUUUAGCUAGAACCGUCUCCGGUUAUCCGAACACCGGAGUUGAUUUAUCGAAACCCACCAAUCGGCCUCCCUUGGCUGGUUCAUAUGGUUACAUGGCUCCGGAACAUGCUUCGAUGCAACGUAUAACUGAGAAGAGCGAUGUUUAUAGUUACGGAGUGGUAUUGUUAGAGGUUUUAACCGGGAAGCAUCCAUUAGAUCCGGAUCUACCAGGAGGUGCACAUUUGGUUAAGUGGGUGAGAGAUCAUUUGGCUGAGAAAAAAGAUCCGAGCAUGCUUCUUGACGCGAGACUCAAUGGACGGACUGACUCGAUAAUGCAUGAGAUGCUUCAAACUCUUGCGGUUGCGUUCCUGUGUGUUAGCAACAAGGCAAACGAACGGCCUUUGAUGAAAGAUGUUGUGGCAAUGCUCACGGAGAUACGGCACAUUGAUGUUGGACGAUCCGAGACCGAUAAGAUCAAAACUGGUGGUUGCGGAAGCAAAGAGCCACAACAAUUUAUGUCGAAUGAGAAAAUCAUCAAUUCUCACGGUUCGUCUAAUUGUUCAUUUGCGUUUUCGGAUGACUCCGUUUAAAAAAAAAAAAGGUACAAAAUUUAAACUGUGAGCUAUUGUUUACCAAGCUGUGUGAAUAUGCUUUUGUUGGAGCUUUAAAUUUUUUGAAAGUUUUUGUAUAAUCAAUUACAAUUACAGUU